This is a messenger RNA of Crotalus tigris (Tiger rattlesnake), 462 nucleotides long. RefSeq names its product interferon alpha-21-like. Gene Ontology annotation, molecular function: cytokine activity; type I interferon receptor binding. The coding region runs from base 1 to 462 and encodes 153 amino acids. The record is from RefSeq and is a predicted model, not a curated record. Gene Ontology annotation, biological process: positive regulation of peptidyl-serine phosphorylation of STAT protein; natural killer cell activation involved in immune response; response to exogenous dsRNA. Gene Ontology annotation, cellular component: extracellular region. The transcript has a single exon. Lineage: Eukaryota; Metazoa; Chordata; Lepidosauria; Squamata; Viperidae.
AUGGUGAACAUCAUGAAGCUUUUGGAGGCAAUGGGACCACAAGCGAUUCCGUGGAAAUGCUUCCAUAAAAUUCCAGACUUUGCUUUCCCAAUAGGAAACAACAUUGGGUCGAUCAAAGAGGACGCAAAGGCAACCGUUGGUCUGAUGCUGGAGCAGAUUAACAUAAUAUUUUCGCAAAACUUCACCAAGACUGACUGGAACAUGACAGUCGCUGAACACUUCCAAACAGCUCUGGACCAGCAGUUCGUGCAGUGGGAGAAGUGCUCUGUUACAGCGACUGAAAAUCAAGCAACAUUUAAAGAGAUCCGUACAAAGCUCAAACUGAAGAGCUACUUUUUAAGACUAGACACAUUCCUAAAGAAUGAAGAAUACAGUUCUUGUGCCUGGGAAACUGUGCGACAUGAAAUUAUGGGCAUCCAGCUUGUAUUCCUCGACCGACUUUUGAGAACUCUUCAAAGCUAA